Molecule: messenger RNA, 519 nt
Organism: Cylas formicarius (sweet potato weevil)
Lineage: Eukaryota; Metazoa; Arthropoda; Insecta; Coleoptera; Brentidae
Exons: 2
Coding region: 1-519 (172 amino acids)
Source: RefSeq, a predicted model, not a curated record
AUGGCGCAAGACUACGAUGACGUAGAAUACAUGAUGCGAAAACUGAUCGAAGAAUACAAGAAAUGGGUGUUGGAGGACGGUCAGACUAUCAAAAGCUGCGAAACCUACAAAUACCUGGGAAUGUAUAUAUCCAACAGUGGGACGUUAGACUACGCCAUUAAAGAACAAAAUAAUCAAGGCAGAAAGGCAAUUACUAUGCUGAACACCUUCUUGUGGGACCAAAAAAUCACGAGACGAAACAAACACCUAAUAUACAAUACGAUCAUUAAAAGCAUAGUCACAUAUAGCAGUGAAGUUUGGCCACCAAAAGAAAGAAACAUGAAAACGCUGGAGGCAACAAAGAUGGACUUUUGGAGAAAAGCGGCAGGAAGGUCAAGAACCGAAAGAGUCCCAAGCGAAGCAAUUCGCACAACCAUGAAGGUGGGCCACACGAUUUUAGACGAAAUAAGAACAAAACAGUUAAAGUGGUACGGACACGUCCAAAGAAUGGAAGAACAGCGACUGACUGGAGAGGACUGA